AGUGACCUCAUCCCUCCUGCAGCUGCAUAGCUAGGCGGAGCUGCAACUUUGCGAAACUUCUGAGUUACAACUGAAACGGAGACUGGAAUUAACAGGAGUUUUACAGGUGAGGGAGUAAAAUAUUUGGGAAUUUUACUUGGUAUUUGUGUUCAGAGGUUAAAGAAGACGGACUGCCAUUCCUUUGUUUUACCCGACAGAACUACUCGUUUUAAUAGAGGAAAGAAAAAUACUUGGAAUUUGUUCAUGAAAGAAAAACGAUUGAGGGAAAAGAAAGGUCCAAGGAGCCAGAAACAAGGCAGAGAAAUCCUUUGACCUGAAAUGGCAGCGCUGUUUUGCUGCAUUUCCUGUAGGCAGCACCUGCACUUUUGCAACGCUGAGGACUGGGGGCUGGUUUUCCAAUAACGUUCAAGCUUAGGGGAAAAAAGAGGAGGUGACCCUCAUUUAUCAAAGUGAGCUGCGCAACCCACGGCUCCAGGUGUCCAGGUGAGAUGAGAGUGCAGCGGGCGUGUCCGGGUCAGUGAGAGGUCAGACAGCGUCUGGAGGGACAGCAUGCAGGCCUGAGUGCCGCGGGAAGCACAGCACGGCGGCCCCGCCCUCGGUCCCCGCGGAGGCGGGCCACGCCCACGCGGCCGGCAUGCCCCGCUGCUGAUCGCCGCGGCGACGAGGGACCAUGACGAGCCUGAAGCGCUCGCAGACCGAGCGCAGCGUCGGGGGGUCGGUCCCGGCCACCGACGAGUUCUACACCCGCCGCCUGCCCAACGGCGGGGCCCCGCCCCCCCGCAGCGAGAGCGCCCACCUGUCCGGCUGCACGCCGGGCGUGCCCAAAAUGGGCGUGCGGGCCAGGGUGGCCGACUGGCCCCCCAGGAAGGACAGCGGCGGGGCGGUGUGGCACGUGGCCUUGGACAUGGACGCCCCGGGCCCCGCCCCCGGCUCCGCCCCCGGCAACGGGCAGACCAACCUGUCUAACAGACUGGGCCACCUGAUGAGCCCGCAGGACUCCAACAUGCUGCGCAACAUCCACAACACGCUCAAGAGCAAGACGCAGGCCGCCGCCGCCGCCGCCGGCCACGACGGCCGCUUCCUGUCCCCCGACGACCAGCGGGGCUCCUCCCGCCGGGGCCCGCGGCGCAUCCGGCAGCGCAGCAACAGCGACAUCACCAUCAGCGAGCUGGACGCCGGCAGCGACGGCGCGGAGGACUGGGGCUCGCCCGGGGCCAAGUGGUCCCCCGUCCACCGGGAGUACGGCAGCACGUCCUCCAUCGACAAGCACGGCCCCUCCGGCGAGAGCUUCUUCGACAUGCUCAAAGGUUACCAGGGCGACAAGCCCGACCAGCGCAGCCCUGCCCCCGACAGGCUGGGCGACCUGCUGACCAUCAGCCACAAGCAGGCGGGGUUCGACCUGCCGGACGGGCCGGUUGCGGGCCGCCGGGGCAGCCCCUCCGCCCGGCUGAAGGAGCGCGAGAAGCCCCUCAAGAGGCGGUCCAAGUCGGAGACGGGGGGCGACUCCAUAUUCCGGAAGCUGCGGACGGCGAGGACGGAGGGCGACUCCUCCCGGGCGGGCUCGGACGCGGAGGACGGGCGGUCCGAAGACGGGGGGCCCCCCCCGAAGCCGUGGGCCUGCCAGAAGGGCUUCGCCCACUACGACGUCCAGAGCGUCCUGUUCGACCUGAACGAGGCCGCCCACAGCCGGCAGACCUCGGCCAAGCUGAGGAACACCACCACGGGGGCCUCGGCCGCCGCCGCCGCCUCCGCCUCCUCCUCGCUCUCCUCCACCCACAGCGCCCCCUACAGCUCGCCCUGCGGCAGCCAGGAGGAGCUGAGCGCCAAGGACGGCGUGGGCCUGGACGCCGGCGACGACAAGAGCAACGAGCUGGUGCUCAGCUGCCCCUGCUUCCGCAACGAGGUCGGGGGCGAGGGCGAGCGCAAGAUCAGCCUGUCCAAGCUGGGCAGCAUCGGCAGCGGGGGCCCCGCCGCGGCGGCGGCGGCGGCCGACGGGAACCCCUUCGAGUCGUCGCUCAGCACCCACUGCACCAACAACGGCGUGGCCGUGCUGGAGGUGCCCAAGGACAGCCAGGGCGUGCACAUGGACCGGGGCAAGCGCUACAUCGUGGAGCACGUCGACUUGGGCUCCUAUUACUACAGGAAGUACUUCUACCUAAGAGAGCACUGGAACUACUUUGGGGUGGACGAGACGCUGGGGCCCGUGGCGGUCAGCCUGCGCAGGGAGAAGCUGGAGGACCACAAGGAUCACGGGCCACAGUACAACUACCGGGUCAUCUUCCGCACCAGCGAGCUGACCACGCUGCGGGGCUCCAUCCUGGAGGACGGCGUGCCCUCCACCUCCAAGCACGGCACGGCCCGCGGGCUCCCCCUCAAGGAGGUGCUGGAGUACCUGGUGCCCGAGCUCAACGCCCACUGCCUGCGGCUCGCCCUCAACACGCCCAAGGUCACCGAGCAGCUGAUGAAGCUGGACGAGCAGGGGCUGAGCUUCCAGCUGAAGGUGGGGGUGAUGUACUGCCAGGCGGGCCAGAGCAGCGAGGAGGAGAUGUACAACAACGAGGCGGCCGGCCCCGCCAUGGAGGAGUUCCUGCAGCUGCUGGGCGAGCGCGUGCGCCUGAAGGGCUUCACCAAGUACCGCGCCCAGCUGGACACCAAGACGGAUUCCACGGGCACCCACUCACUGUACACCACCUACAAGGACUAUGAGAUCAUGUUCCAUGUGUCCACCAUGCUACCCUACACUCCCAACAACAAACAGCAGUUGCUAAGGAAACGGCACAUUGGGAACGACAUCGUGACCAUUGUUUUCCAGGAGCCAGGAGCCCAACCAUUCACGCCCAAAAAUAUUCGCUCACAUUUCCAGCACGUCUUCGUCAUAGUGCGUGCUCACAGCCCCUGCUCCGACAGCACCUGCUACAGCGUGGCCGUCGCUCGUUCCAGGGACGUCCCGUCUUUCGGGCCCCCCAUCCCCAAGGGCGUGACCUUCCCCAAGUCCACGGUCUUCCGGGACUUCCUGCUGGCCAAGGUGAUCAACGCCGAGAACGCCGCCCACAAGUCGGAGAAGUUCCGCGCCAUGGCGACGCGCACGCGCCAGGAGUACCUGCGCGACCUGGCGGAGCGUCACGUGACCAGCACGCCCAUCGACCCGUCGGGCAAGUUCCCCUUCAUCUCGCUGGCGCACAAGCGCAAGGAGAAGAGCCGGCCCUACGGGGGGGCGGAGCUCCGCAGCCUGGGCGCGGUCACCUGGCCCGUGCACGUGGAGGACCACGGCGCCGGGGCGGAGCUGGAGGGCCUGCUGGCCGUCUCCAACGAGCUCCUGGUGCUCAUCGACCGGGAGGCCAAGGCCGUGGUCUUCAACUGCUCCGUCCGCGACGUCAUCGGCUGGACCCUGGGCAGCCCCGCCUCCAUGAAGAUCUUCUACGAGCGCGGCGAGUGCGUCUCCCUGCGCUCCGUCAACAACAACACCGAGGACUUCCGCGACAUCGUCAAGCGGCUGGAGCUCCUGACGAAGGGCUGCGAGACCACGGAGAUGACGCUGCGGCGGAACGGCCUGGGCCAGCUGGGCUUCCACGUCAACUACGAGGGCAUCGUGGCGGAGGUGGAGCCGUACGGCUACGCCUGGCAGGCGGGGCUGCGCCAGGGCAGCCGGCUGGUGGAGAUCUGCAAGGUGGCCGUGGCAACGCUCUCCCACGAGCAGAUGAUCGACCUGCUGCGCACCUCCGUCACCGUCAGGGUGGUGAUCAUCCCCCCGCACGAGGACUCCACGCCCCGCAGGGGCUGCUCGGAGCUCUUCCGCCUGCCGGUGGUGGAGUACAAGGGCGCCGCGGACGGCGUGCCCUUCGAGUACAAGUUCCCCUUCCGCAGCAACAACAACAAGUGGCAGCGAAGCUCCGCCUCCCCCCAGCAGUCCCUCUCCGCCUCCCCGCAGGGCCACGGGGGCGGGCCCGGCCGCGCCGUCAGCCUGGGGGCCAGCGUCGGCAAGGCCCCGCCCUCCGAGCGCGCCGCCGCCAUCCCCCGCAGCGUGUCCAGCGACGGGCGCCCCCUGGACAACAGAAGGUUCUCCCCCGGCUCGGACAACUACGCGCUGGCCUCGUCCGUCGUGAUGGGCCGCUCGGCGCACAACCGCAACUCUCCCAGCAUGCUCUCCUACAGCGACGUGGGCCCCGCCGGCCCCGCCCACUGGAGGCAGAAGUCCGUGCCGGAGGGAUUCGGGGUAAACAGGAACUCCCCGCUGCCCGUGGACAGGCAGAGCGCUGGGGAAGGGGGCGGCAGCAGCAGCGGGAAGUCGACGCCCAAUCGGCCGAGGGCUGAGGAAGGGGGCGGGGCCGGAGGCGGACCUGACAGAACUCCUGCGGAGCCCCAAGUGGCUAAGCCUGCCGUGGCCCAGCCCAACGUACCCCGCAUUCAGAGGCAAGAGCAGGUUAUCCAUCUGUCCCCCAACAAGAACAGCCAGACGGAGACGCCCUACUCCAGCCACUCCAGCAGCAACACGCUGUCCAGCAACGCCUCCAGCGGCGCCCACAGCGACGAGAAGUGGUACGAGAUCGGGGGCGGGACGGGCGAGCGGCCCGACUCGGAGGUCAACGGGUUCGGGGGCGGCAGUGGCUACCUGCAGGGGGCGUCGGCGGACAGCGGCAUCGAUGCCACCUCGUACGGCGCGGCUCACGGCAGCUCGGGCUCUCUGCCGGCGGCGGCGGGCGGGGCGGGCCCCCGGGACAAGGCCGCCUCCCCCUGGCACAGCCCCGCGGAGAGGUCGCCCCUGGCGCCCGACUCCUCCCCCGUCCCGCCAGGAAGCGCCGAGGGGCCCGCCAGGAGCCCUCCCACGUACCCCCUGCCGCGGGACGGCAGCUCCUACAGCCUGAGUGACGCGGCGUCCCACACCAGCACCCUCAGCUCCAGGCACUCUGGGAGUCCGGUGGUCCUGGGCUCCAGCCGAAACUCCCCUCGGGAGGAGUCGCCCUCCGCCACCUCGCCCACCUCCCAGACCUCCCUCUCGCCCGGGCCCAAGUCCUUCUACCCCCGCCAGGGCGCCACCAGCAAAUACCUGAUUGGCUGGAGGAAGCCGGGGAGCACCAUCAACUCAGUGGGCUUUGGAGAGACGCGCAAGAGGCACCAGAGCGACGGGCCGGAGGUGAGGCAGCCGCAGCUCAAAGCCACCAUGAGGGACCUGCAGUCUCCACAGCGCCUCACCAAGUCCACCGUGGAGGAGGACCUGAAGAAACUCAUCGCCCUGGACAGUCCCCCUCCCACCAGCAAGGAGCACAAGCCCUCCUUCUCUGGCUCCGCCCCCGGCCGGCGCUCGCUGCACCGCACCCUAUCGGACGAGAGCAUCUACAGCGGGCAGCGGGACCCGUCCUUCAGGGUGGAGCCGGCCCUGCCCAGCGAGGCGCUCUUCACCUGCUCCACGGUGCCGCGCUCGCCCACGGUCCGCGGCGUGGCCCUCCGCCGGCCCCCUUACGCGCUGGGGGCCAAGCUGCACGGUGACCUCUCGGCCUCGGAGACGUCCCUCUCGGAGCUGCAGGACCGGCAGAGGCAGCCGCAGCAGGACCCAGGCCUCAUGCCCCUCCCGGACACCGACGCCGACUCCGGCCUGGACUGGUGCCACCUGGUGGACGCCGCCAAGGCCUUCGAGGACCAGAGAGCCUCCCUCUUAGCUGCUAAAGAUGUGAACCACAGGCCAGAGAGCACAGACUCCAACUCCCAGCAUGCUGAGCCUCAGGCCACCCCGCAGCCUCGCCCCUCCCUUGGUGAGGUCCCUGCCGGUCUGCUGGGGAAGGUCAGUCAGCUGGAGUCCAUGGUCAGGCUGCUGCAGGAGGACCUGCAGAAGGAGAAGGAGGACAAGGCUGUGCUGCAGGCCCAGAUCCAGUCCCUGCGGGAGGACAACCAGCGGCUGCAGGAGGAGUCCCAGAACGCCUCGGCCAAGCUGAAGAAGUUCACCGAGUGGGUGUUCAACACCAUCGACAUGAACUGAGCCGGCUCCGGCCACCUCUUCCUCCUCCUCUUCCUCCUCCUCCGGAGGCCACGCCCCUUAGGGACCAGCGCACGCCUGAAGACAUUCCAGUCGUACCCUGUUUGCCGGGCCUGUGUACAGCUCAAUCAGCACCCCCCCCCCCCCUUCCUUUCUGACGAGGAGCCCGCCGGUCGCGCAAAACCGACCCUGACCCCCCCCCCCCCAGUCCCCCCCCUCCACCCACCCACCCGCCGCCCGUGGCAGGACGUGACCGCUGUAACAGUUCCUUAAUUUCCUGUUGUUGCCGCAGGAGCGCUCUGCGCGCGACCUCCUCGCUUGGUCAUUCCGUGCACGUCCAGUUCGCUCCCGAGCCGAUCCUAUCGGCGGUGUGCACGCCGUGCCCGCUCUCUCCGUUCCGCCGCCCGCACGGCGGGCACAGCGGUCGGCCCGCUCGCUCUCCCCCGGGGCGCAGCGGGGCGUGCGGGGGCGUCGGCGCGGCGCGGCCUGCUCCCGGUCUGUCCUUGCCGCUUCCUGAACCGCGCGCUCGUAGAUAAAGACCGUCAGGACCUCGCGCUGACAGAUGUCAGGAACGUCUAAUUCAAGGUUUAGAAACGACAGCACGCCUUUCUCUCUCGCCCAGACUGGCUUUCUCUCCGAUAAAACGGUCAGUUGACGUCGGUUGCUUGUCCGUUCGUACCCAGACCCCUCCCCACAGGUCCGCAGGUCCUCUGGCUUCCACCAACAUUUUAAAUAUGGUUUAUUAAUGUAUAUUUGUUUUAGUAAUCGAUCCGCAUUAACGUGAAAAGUACGGUUUGAGACGUGUGUAAAGGGGACUGGAUGGGAGAGAUGUUUCGGCGAACCCCAGCGCAUUUCUGUGGGGUGACGUGGCCGGCGCCACGCUGGCCGAAAUGUCAGGUGACAGCGUAUAAUGGAUCAUCUUUCCCAGAAUGCCCUUGGCAUGUUAAUAUUUCAGUUGGCUUAUUUGAUUUUGAAGUGUGGGAGAAAAAAAAAUACAUUGUAUUGGGGUGCCAUAACAUGUUAAUAAGCAAGUGUAUGUAAGUAAUUGAAUAGUACAAAUCUUCCAGAGCAAUAGAAAUGAGCUUCUAGUUUUUGUAUUUGUUUUUUUGUUCAGUAAAAAAGGAAAGUUAGAUUCCUUUGUUAAAUACUUAAGUUGUGCUCGUUUCUAAUAAAACCGUUGACCACUUCAAAUAAAGUGAUCGGACAUCUUGAGUUUGUGAAAUCAUGUACUGAAGUGAACGAGGCUAGCCGUUCUUUGUCCUAACAACUUUUGGAAUGUGCAUUUCAAAUAUAUGGGAAAUUGAUUGAUUUGAAAUUGUGGAAUUUAGUUUGGUUAAUUUAUUUUUUUUAAUAAUAGAAAAUAUGCACACAGCAUAACGGUGUAAAGUUACGGUGUGUACAGUAGGUUAUUUAGGAGGACCAUUCCUAUGAUUUAAGUAACCCUUUCUGGUGUUAUUUCAUCGCUGUUAUUGUGGUGAUGCUUUGUAUGUUUUUAUUGUCUUAAAAGAUUGCACUCUGUGCCAUUUUAUAGCUUUCUUUAUCUACAGUGCCACCUAUUGGUUUUAAGGGGUAUAAGACAGGAAAGAGGAAAUCAGUCCUUCUCACACAUGCUUCAUAUUCGUAAACCACAGGUGGUCGUAUAUCUUCAUGAAUUAGCCUUUAAUUUAGCGGGCCGGCUCAGAACUGUCUGUUCUGACACCGAGGGAACAACGUGCUCGUGUUUAUGACCGCGCAUUAGGGGUAUUCACUCUGAAGGGGUCGCACUCUCUGUGCUAGCCGCAGGGGAGCUACAUGUAUCGCCACUACUUUAUAGCAGCAGGGAGAGAGAAAAUAGCCUUUUGAAGGAUGACCCCUCCCCUCUGGGGUUAAAGUGGAAAUGAUGUCGUACGUCACGUGCAGUAAAGCCAGCGCUGACCAGCGCCUCGUUCUACCCAGAACCAGGGUGGAUCGGCGCGCCAUUUUUGCUGUUUUUUUUUUUUUU
This is a messenger RNA of Anguilla rostrata (American eel), 7949 nucleotides long. Its product is annotated as signal-induced proliferation-associated 1-like protein 1. The transcript is spliced from 23 exons. Gene Ontology annotation, molecular function: GTPase activator activity; protein binding. Gene Ontology annotation, cellular component: cytoplasm. Lineage: Eukaryota; Metazoa; Chordata; Actinopteri; Anguilliformes; Anguillidae. The coding region runs from base 671 to 5971 and encodes 1766 amino acids. The record is from RefSeq and is a predicted model, not a curated record. Gene Ontology annotation, biological process: activation of GTPase activity; regulation of small GTPase mediated signal transduction.